CACUGUGACAGCGCGGUUUUGCCCACAAGGAUCCAGCUGUCUGAAAAGAUUUGGGCACAAACAGAUUUCAGCAUGUGAUUGAGAGAAGUUCAUCUUUCUGGUUCCUGCUGGGCCAGAAGAGCCAUGUGAUUGUGUUGGUGAUUGUAAUGGACUCUACAACUGUGAAUUAACACAGAGCAGCACUUUGGAAACUUGAUGACCUCAUCCCCAUCCUGCCGCAAAAAUGCCAGGAAGCCAGUACCGAGUGCCCAGUGCCAAAAUCCACCACAGCCAGUACAGUCUGACGGACAGCUCUGAGAUCGGCCCCGAGGACGAGGAUGCUGACGGUGAGCUGCGCCUCACCCCCCUGCAGAAGCUCACCACCGCCCUGUGCAAGGAUGAGAAGACCAUCAAGGAGCUCAUCAUAGGCCGCAGGGUGGGCUUCUACAAGGUCCGAGGGGAGAUCGGCAGUGGGACCUUCUCCCGAGUCAAAAUGGCUUUCAAUGCUCUGACUAAAGACAAAGUGGCUAUAAAGAUCCUGGACAAGACCAGGUUGGACCAUCAGGCCCAGCGUCUGCUCUCCAGGGAGAUCAGCAGCAUGGAGUCCCUCCAGCACCCCAACGUGGUGCGUUUGUACGAGGUGGUGGACACGCCGAGCCGCCUCUUCCUGGUGCUGGAGUACGCAGGAGGAGGAGACCUCCACAACAGGAUCUGCAGCGAGGGUAAACUGUCUGACAACACCUGCAAGAUCACCUUCGCCCAGAUCCUGUCUGCCAUCAAAUAUAUGCACAAUCUCAACAUCAUUCAUCGAGACCUGAAGGCGGAGAACGUUCUGUUCACCUGCAGCGGCUGUGUGAAGGUGGCCGACUUUGGAUUCAGCACGCAAGUUUCCAACCGCAACGACACCCUUGACACCUUCUGUGGCUCUCCCCCGUACGCCGCCCCAGAGCUCUUCAAGGACGAGUACUACGUGGGCCCCCAAGUGGACGUGUGGGCCAUGGGGGUCCUGCUUUUCUUUAUGGUGACUGGCUCUAUGCCGUUCCGUGCUGAGACUAUGGGGAAGCUCCGGCGCUCCAUCAUCGAUGGCGCCUACACCGUGCCCCCCUGGGUGCCCGGCCCCUGCCAGAGGCUCAUCAAGGGCAUCUUGAAACCAGCCCCUGCUGAGCGCUGCGCUAUUGACCAGAUGCUGGGCUGUGAUUGGCUCUUACCCGUGGAGUUUCCCUGGUCGUUGGUGCCUCCCGAGCCGGUGAGCCCUCUGCAGAGCUUGCUGGACUUGGAUCGUGGGGAUCUGGAGGAGGAGGUGGAGGAGGAGGUCAGGGUCCUGCUUGAGGAGCUGGGCUUCACCUCAGAGCACCUGAGGAACAAUCCACUCAAAGAGAGCCGCAGCCCUGUCACUGGGGUGUACCGGAUCCUGCUGCACCGAGCCCAGAAGAGGAGGGGCUAUGACACUCCCCCAGUGGUCCGAGGGAUGGUGAGGGACCCCAAGAGGGAGGGGCUCCGGGCCUACAGGGGCCUCAGACACACCUCCAAAUUCUGUGUGCUUUCAUAACAGACUGUUAGAGACGGUUAGGCAUGUUUUUUUUUGCACACCUCUUUAAAAUGAGUUUAAGUAUGGAUUUUGUUUUAUAUCAUGGGAAAGUGACUUUGAGCAAUUAAUGACUGAUCAUUUUUCACAUCAAGAAACUUUUGAUAAAUUUGUGACACUGUUUUCAAUGCAACUUUUUGGGAUAGCCUGAGUCAUGUGUAAGUGCCUGUUGAGAUUAAUAACAAGAAAUAAUGAAACAUGUUGCAACCUUUUUAUUUAC
Labrus bergylta (ballan wrasse) is the source of this 1784-nucleotide messenger RNA. RefSeq names its product NIM1 serine/threonine protein kinase (gene nim1kb). Gene Ontology annotation, cellular component: cytoplasm. Gene Ontology annotation, molecular function: protein serine/threonine kinase activity; tau-protein kinase activity; ATP binding. Gene Ontology annotation, biological process: protein phosphorylation; intracellular signal transduction; microtubule cytoskeleton organization. Lineage: Eukaryota; Metazoa; Chordata; Actinopteri; Labriformes; Labridae. The record is from RefSeq and is a predicted model, not a curated record.